Cynoglossus semilaevis (tongue sole) is the source of this 2151-nucleotide messenger RNA. RefSeq names its product 5-hydroxytryptamine (serotonin) receptor 1B (gene htr1b). Lineage: Eukaryota; Metazoa; Chordata; Actinopteri; Pleuronectiformes; Cynoglossidae. The record is from RefSeq and is a predicted model, not a curated record. Gene Ontology annotation, cellular component: plasma membrane. The transcript has a single exon. Gene Ontology annotation, biological process: positive regulation of MAPK cascade; bone remodeling; regulation of behavior. Gene Ontology annotation, molecular function: G protein-coupled serotonin receptor activity. The annotation marks the transcript as partial.
GGUGGGGGCGUCGUCUGCCAGAUCGGCCUGGCGGUGGUUCUCUCUGUCAUCACACUGGCCACCACGUUAUCCAACGCCUUCGUCAUCGCUAUAAUCUCCCAGUCGAAGAAGCUCCAAACUCCGGCCAACUUUCUCAUCGCCUCCCUGGCCGUCACCGACCUGCUGGUGUCCAUUCUGGUGAUGCCCAUCUGCGUCCUGUACACGGUCAUCCACACCUGGACCCUGGGACAGGUCGUCUGCGACAUCUGGCUCUCGUCGGACAUAACGUGUUGCACCGCCUCCAUCCUCCACCUGUGCGUAAUUGCCUUAGACAGGUACUGGGCCAUCACGGACGCGGUGGAAUAUUCCAAAAAGCGCACGCCAGGGCGCGCAGCCGGGAUGGUGGCCACAGCCUGGGUCAUCGCCAUCUCCAUCUCGCUGCCUCCUCUCUUCUGGAGGCAGGUGAAGGCCGAGGAGCUGACCAGCUGCAGCGUCAACACGGACCACAUCUUCUACACCAUCUACUCCACCUUCGGGGCUUUCUACAUCCCCACCCUGCUGCUGAUCGCUCUCUACGGACGGAUUUACGUGGAGGCGCGUAAACGCAUCUUGAAGCAGUCUCCGAAGAAGGUGGGGAAGAGGCUGACCUCUGCGCACUUGGUCACCAACUCCCCCGUCUCGGUGGCGUCCACAGCCUCGGGGAAACACGACACCCUGUCCAGCGACACCGGCUCCUCGGCGAGCGAGAACCAGGUGAAGGUGACAGUGUCGGACGCGCUUCUGGAGAAAAAGCGCAUCUCUGCAGCCAGGGAGAGGAAAGCGACCAAAACUUUGGGAAUAAUCCUCGGCGCCUACAUCGUGUGCUGGCUGCCGUUUUUCAUCUACACGCUGGUGGUGGCGACAUGUGAGAGCUGCUUUAACCAGGACUUAUUUGACUUCUUCACCUGGUUGGGCUACCUGAACUCCCUCAUCAACCCCAUCAUAUACACCAUGUCCAACGAGGACUUCAAGAAGGCCUUUCAUAAACUCGUGCGCUUCAGAUGCUGCAGACGCUGAACGACAACAACGCUCCUCCUGCUACCGCACUUGUUUUUUUUCUUUUUUUUUUUAAACCUCCAACUGAUUAUCUCUGACUCUAGGAUCAAAUACAAGACUCAAUGUGAGCUAUUAAUGCAUGCUAUUGGAAGAACCAUUUAUUUCCAGUAACCUUUUUCCCCCCAUUGUGGAGAUCCAAUAAGUUCAUUUAACCAUAAACAGGACAAAUGGACCAGAAUCAUAAUAUAUCAUUUCCUUCCACAACUGCAGAACAACAAGGGUCACCUUUCCUUUUCUUUCUUUCUUUUUUUUUCUUCUUUAAAUCCGUCAACGGUAAUGUGAAAUUAUGAUCCACCUUUAAUGGGCCAAAGUCUUAAUAGUGUAAAAAUCAAUACUAAGAAGCAAAACUGCAACACUGAACAAGAAAGAAUGAGCGAUAACGUCUCAUCGAUGCUGCUUUUAUUCGACUAUACUGACCUUCAAAAGGAGCAGAACACUGAGUUUUUUUUCUUUCUGUAUGAAUGGCACGAUGGUACAGUACUGCUGAUGGUGAGUCAGCUGCACAGGCCUCAAGUCAGUCUGACCUGACUUGGUGAGACAGAAAGGACAGCGUACACCUUGUCUAUUGAAGAGAAUUUUUUGGAAAAAAAAAAGAAAAAAGAAAAAUCUCAUUACAACAAGCUUUCAACAUAUUAUGGGAAAGUGAUGAGCUUCAGUCACCCUGGUGAAGACGGACACUCCUGCACAUGAACAGAACGCUCAGAAAUCUGCUUGUUGUUCCAGGCAUUACGAAAAAAGAUUAAAACAAUAUCAGCAAAAUACUGUAGCUGAUAUUUACCCAGCAGAUCUAAGCACAGAUGAUGUUUCCACUACACAAACAUCGCCUUGUUAUCCUCUGUGUGUGUGAGUGUGUGUGUGUGUGUGUGUGUGUGUGUGUUUGCCAAAUGUGUUACUGUGUUCACAUAUGAAACCAAUCCUGGCUGCAGAGACUGAUUCAAUGACUCAGAGCUGCAGAAGCAACGAUCAUUCGUGAGCGUUAUGUGAAAUAAUGGAACAGUACGUCAUUGGAAAUUCAUCUGUUCACAUUCAGAGCUGCUGUGCAAUAAAAAAAAAGUCUUUCAAUUGUAUGGUUGGUAG